AACAAACGCUAGUAUCUCUCUGGUAAUUGGCCUUUUUGUAGCUGACCAGGAUACUCCAAGCAAUAUGGUUCUAGGAGUGACGGAGCUGGCCACGGAGAACACCACUCACCUGUACGAUACCUACGACUACUUCGUCCAUCCCCAUUGGAAGCAGUUCGACCCAGUACCUCAUACAUGGCACUACUUUAUCGGAAUUUUCAUCUCAAUUGUUGGUGUCAGUGGUGUGAUAGGUAACAUUGUCGUCAUCACGAUGUUCUCCACCACCAAGACACUGAAGUCGCCAUCUAACAUGUUGAUCGUUAACCUUGCUCUUAGUGAUCUGACCUUCUCGGCUGUCAACGGAUUCCCUCUAUUGACUGUAUCUGCUUUUAAUACUAAAUGGGUGUUUGGAGAUACCGCCUGUCAAUUCUACGGAUUAAUAGGAGGUAUAUUUGGACUUAUGUCGAUCAACACAUUAGCUAUGAUAUCUAUUGAUCGCUGUAUUUGCAUUACCAGACCGCUCCAAGCUAUGCGAAUUAUGACCCGUAAGACGUCUUUCAUCAUGAUCGUCGUCGUCUGGGUAUGGGCCGUAGGAUGGUCCUUGUUGCCACUCUUCGGCCUCGGAGCCUACAUCCCCGAGGGUUUCCAAACAUCGUGCACAUUCGAUUAUUUGACCAAGACCGUCUCAAACAGAAUAUACAUCAUAGGCAUGUACGUCUUUGCCUUUGCCCUACCACUAGUGCUGAUUAUCGUAUCAUACAUCAUGAUUAUUAGUUCUAUCAGAAAGCAUGCACGGGAAAUGGCUAACAUGGCUGACAAGAUGAACGCCGAGGAAGCGGAUAAACAUGAGAAAACAAAAGCCGAGAUCAAAAUCACCAAAAUUGCCAUGACUCUCAUCUCCCUAUUCAUCUUGUCUUGGAGUCCCUAUGCCACCAUUGCCUUGAUAGCACAGUUUGGGGAUCCAAGCUUUGUCACUCCUUUGAUGUCGGAAAUGCCUGUCAUGUUGGCCAAGUCGUCUGCUAUGCACAAUCCUAUCGUGUAUGCACUCAGCCAUCCGAAAUUCCGCGCUGCUCUGUAUCAGAAAGCACCUUGCUUCCUUAACUGUUGCAAACCAAGUCCCAAGCCACCAGCGGAAGCUCCAUCCAGAGCUCAGGUCGGACGCACCGCCAGUGAUUGUAGUCAAUCGACAAUUGCAAGUUCUUAUGGACCAGGAUACGAAAUGCAACCGACCAUGAACCAAGGAGUCAACUCGGGUGAACUUGUAAAGGAGCUAGUGGGCGCCAUUGUCUCGAUGGCUAACAACCAACCGCCGACCGUUCAACCUGUGUUCAUUCCAGGGACCGGAGGAACUGUCGUCACACCAAUAGCCGCAACCCCGGCCCCAGCGCCUACGGCCGAACAGGUGCAAACUACAACAGCUGCAAUUAUUGAAAAGGCAACAAAGGAGCCUAAAGUUUAGUAAUGGACGCCAACGAAAGGAAGAUCACAUCAAAAUUGUCCAAUUAUCGUUUGAGGAUACUCACAUUUCUAUCGGUUCUGGUGAAUUGAAGAUAGCAACAGAAUUCAGAUAAGGACUGUCCUGUCUACAGAUUUAGUGAAAAUGUCAAAUUGAUAACAUCGCGAUGAAUGAAAGCCCGUGUUUAUUGUAGCAUUGUUCAGCAUUAACAAUAUGCUGCAGCGAGUCAAUCAUCCUUUGCGGGGUGUGGGCAAUAUCGGACUUACGCUUCGGUCCACGGCAAGAGGAGGACAAAAAGUAAAAGAAGGACUUGAUGGAAUUCCCGUGCACCCUGCAAGUAUUAAAACAUUGGAUUUUUUCUAUUGUUAGUGUCAGAUCAGAAUUUUAACGACAAUUUUAUUUCUAUAAUGUUGAACAAUGGAUUUCAAUUGAUAUAUUGAUUAUUUUACUAAAAUUCUUUCAGUGUACGCACAGAUUCCGCUCAGUAACGGUGCUUUAUAUAUAACUCUCAUGUGUAAGUUAUGAAUUACAUUGGGAAAUAAAAAAAGUCUUUCUUAA
Messenger RNA from Mizuhopecten yessoensis (Yesso scallop), 1993 nucleotides. Its product is annotated as rhodopsin, GQ-coupled-like. The coding region runs from base 65 to 1438 and encodes 457 amino acids. Gene Ontology annotation, molecular function: G protein-coupled receptor activity. The transcript has a single exon. Gene Ontology annotation, biological process: G protein-coupled receptor signaling pathway. The record is from RefSeq and is a predicted model, not a curated record. NCBI's taxonomy places the organism in Eukaryota, Metazoa, Mollusca, Bivalvia, Pectinida, Pectinidae. Gene Ontology annotation, cellular component: membrane.